AUGCCUACCAACGAAGAGCAGAAGAACCUCGAGGCUAUCGGGGAGUACUUCACCGAGUACUGGGGAAAGGGCAAUGCCGCAAUUGUCGACAAGCUUUGUGCAGAUAACUUCGUCAUCAACUACCCUAUGCAUGGACCACGAUACGGAAAGGAGAAUGCCAAGAAGAUGCUUUUGGAGCUUUUCCCGACAUUUCUUUCCACGCUUACCAACACCCUGAAGGAUGGUCUCAUUGUGGAUGAGACGGGUGAAGAGGGCGCUUUGACAGCUCUUCAGCAGCUGGGCUUGGUUCAGCAGCCGAAUGCUGGAAAGGAGGUUAAAUAUCUCCACGAGUAG
Fusarium sp. VM40 is the source of this 333-nucleotide messenger RNA. Lineage: Eukaryota; Fungi; Ascomycota; Sordariomycetes; Hypocreales; Nectriaceae. The record is from the annotation of a GenBank genome assembly.